Labrus mixtus (cuckoo wrasse) is the source of this 2900-nucleotide messenger RNA. RefSeq lists its product as uncharacterized. Gene Ontology annotation, biological process: protein homooligomerization. The record is from RefSeq and is a predicted model, not a curated record. Lineage: Eukaryota; Metazoa; Chordata; Actinopteri; Labriformes; Labridae. Gene Ontology annotation, cellular component: membrane. The coding region runs from base 76 to 2856 and encodes 926 amino acids. The transcript is spliced from 3 exons.
GUUUUGGAAAUCACAUGGUCCAGAAAGGAUCGGCAGAGUUGUGGCCACGUUACAAGGUCAGCAGAAGCUUCAAAGAUGAGGCUGACGGUGAUACCUGCGUUGUGUCUGUUCCUUCUUUUGGUUCAAAUUAAUUGUUCCCUGGCCAAGAAAGGUGGAGGGUUUGCGGGGAAAAUUAAACUCUUUAAGAAGACCCCCAAAGCAACUCCAAAACACAAUAACAACAACAACCCUCAGAGGCCAGGGAGCUACCCCAACCAAGGAGGAUACCCUCAGCAACCAGGCAGACCAGGGGGGUACCCAAGCCAAGGAGGAUACCCUCAGCAACCAGGCAGACCAGGGGGGUACCCAAGCCAAGGAGGAUACCCUCAGCAACCAGGCAGACCAGGGGGGUACCCGAAUCAAGGUGGAUAUCCAAACCAAGGAGGCUACCCCAACCAAGGAGGAUACCCUCAGCAACCAGGCAGACCAGGGGGGUACCCGAAUCAAGGUGGAUACCCUCAGCAACCAGACAGACCAGGGGGGUACCCGAAUCAAGGUGGAUACCCUCAGCAACCAGACAGACCAGGGGGGUACCCGAAUCAAGGUGGAUAUCCGAACCAAGGGGGCUACCCUAACCAAGGAGGAUACCCUCAGCAACCAGGCAGACCAGCGGGGUACCCAAGCCAAGGUGGAUACCCUAACCAAGGAGGAUACCCCCAGCAGCCUGGCUAUCCAGUUGGAAGUUACCCAGCACAGGGCUACCCGCACGGAGGAGGUCAUGGCGUUUAUGCAGGUUACCCUGGGGGAUACAUGAACUACAACCCGAACAACCGAAUCCCAAGUCCUCACUACGGUGGCAGUUUUGGAUAUGGGGGCCACGGUGCUGGGGGUGGCUCUCCCUUCGCACACUCAGUUCAGCAGAUGGGCAUGCAUCCCAGUCAUAAGUCUAGAGGAUUUGGGGGCCAUGCAGUGAUGGCAGCAGCUGGAGGUGCCAUGGCAGGGAUGGCCCUGGGUUAUGGGUUAGGAAGAUUCCCCCGACCUCACUUUCAGUUCCACAACCCUCAGGAGGAGUAUUACUACAACCACUACAUGUACAGGAAAUAUGGUACCAAGUCUACUGACACAAACGACUACAGCAGAGACUACAAGUACAGCAGACCCCCGGAAACGUACGAUAGCUACAUGGACUCCUGCAUGAAGAGAACAGACUUACUCCCUGCAGGGAAUCCAAAGACAAACAUCAAACCACCUGCUACGAGUACGGCAACGACAACCACCACAACUACUUCUGUUACUACAACUACUGCUGCUGCUGCUGCUGCUACAAAUGGCAGUAACACAACUCAGAGCAACAGCACUGCAGCAGCAAACUCCUCCACUUCUGCACCUUCAACUCCCCGUCCUCUACUUACAUCUGAGGCUACUCCUGCAGCUGCACAGGUUCUCAAAGAAAUGGCUACCAUUGACGAUGAUGAUGAUGAUGAUACAGUCAGCAUUGUUGAGAUUGGCUACCCGGCACUGAUCAAUCAGCUGAAGGUCAGGAGAUGUGUGGAGAUGUACAUGGUUUACUCUGACAAAUAUUUGGAGAAAAGGACUGAACCUGGCCCCACUGAUGGGGUGCAGGGGCUGGAGAGGGGCUGGUGUGGGCUUUUAGUUUGGGCCACCAGUACUUUACUCAUUCUGCUAAAUAGCAACAUGCUAAUGCUGCUGCACUAUCCCUCUCACAGGGAAAAGAUGAAGCUGACUUCGGUCUCUGUUUUCUGCCUGUCGCUUCUUUUGUUUUGUACCCAUUUCUCCCUGGCAAAGAGGGGAACAGGUGGUGGCUUUGGGAAAGGCUUUGGUUCCAGGAAGACCUGGUCCAACAAAGGCAACACCCAAAGUAAAUCCAACACAGGCCAGAGAAAUAACCAGGGUUCCAACUCUCAGGGUGGAUACCCUAAACAGCCAGGACAACCAAACCGUGGAGAUUACCCUCGUCAGCCUGGAGGAGGAUACCAUCAGUAUCCAGUACGGGGCUCACCAUAUGCGGGGGGUUACGGCGGUCCAGGCAGUUAUGGAGGUUAUCCAGGUGGAUAUAUUAACCACAACCCAAAUAACAGAAUCCUCAGCCCACGCUUUGGUGGCAGCUUGGGUUACUUGGGCAACGGGGCUAGGGGUGGCUCUCCAUUUUCCCAGUCAGUUCAGCAGAUGGGCAUGUAUCCCAAUGAUAGGUCCAGAGGGUUUGGGCGCACUGCGGUGAUGGCAGCAGCUGGAGGUGCAAUGGCAGGAAUGGCCCUGGGCUAUGGUUUAGGAAAAUUCCCCCGACCUCACUUCCACCUUCACAACCACCAGGAGGAGUAUUACUACAACCACUACAUGUACAGGAAAUGUGGGACAAGGUCUUCUCCUACUAAUGACUUUGCCAGAGAACAGAAGUACAGCCAACCCCCUGAAACGUAUGAUCGCUACAUGGACUCCUGCAUGAAGAAAACAGACCCACUCCCUGCAGAGAAUCCAAAGACAAACAACAAACCAGCCGCUACAACUUCAGACACUGGCAAUGUCAACAACGCAACAGAAACAAACACCACUGCAAUAGAAAACUCCUCAACCUUUGCACCUUCAUCUCAAAGCCUUAUAAAUCAGCCUGAAGCCAAUCCUGAAGAUGAUGAUGAAGGUGAUACAGUCAGCAUCAUGGAGAUCGGAUACCCAGCGCUGAUUGAGCAGAUAAAGGCCAGGAGAUGCUUGGAGCUGUACCUGGAUUACGCUAAUGAGUACUUCAUUAGACAGUCUGGGGGGGUGCAGGGACUAGAGAUGGGCUGGCGAGGGCUUUUAGCUGUGUUUACAAGUACUUUACUGAUGCUACAUAGUAGCAACAUGCUAAUGCUGCUGCACUGAGGCCUUCAUUAGCAGUGAAUGUGAUGAAGAAUCUGAUGAAAGAA